AUGGUCUUUCAGGUGCGAGGCACGCCGAUUGGCGCCCUCACCCUCUUCAUCGCCAUGCUCGCCUCCAUGGGUGGCUUCCUCUUCGGCUGGGACACGGGUCAGAUUUCCGGUCUCACCCAGAUGGCCGACUUCCGUCAGCGCUUCGCCACCGUCGACAACCCCGAUGCGAUCGGCGGCAAGGACUGGAACCCGUGGCUCGAAGGCGUCGUCGUCUCGCUCCUCAGCGUGGGAACGGCCAUCGGUGUCAUGAUCGGCGCUCCUCUGGCUGACUCGCUCGGUCGACGAUGGGCCAUGGUCGUCGAGUGCAUCAUCUUCGACAUUGGUGUCAUCAUCCAGGUCACCUCUUUCACCGCCUGGUACCAGGUGGCCAUCGGUAGGCUCGUCACCGGUCUCGGUGUUGGCGCCCUUUCCGCCGCCGUGCCCCUCUACCAGUCCGAGACUGUGCCGCGCCAAGUCCGAGGUGCCCUCGUCGGUACCUACCAGCUUUUCAUCACCCUCGGCAUUCUGCUGGCCUAUUGCACCAACAUCGGCACCCGCAACUACGGCAACUCGGGCGAGUGGCGCGUGCCCAUCGCCCUCGGCAUCUUCUUUUCCACGAUCCUCGCCGUCGGCAUUCUCUUCUGCCCGGAGUCGCCCCGUUGGCUCGCUGCCCGAGGCCGCAACGAAGAGGCCUACAAGUCGUGCGCGGCGGUGCGUGGCGCCAAGUAUGGCGAUGGCAACCCCUGGGUCGAGGCCGAGUACCGCGAGAUCAUCGCCGUGGUCAAGGCCGACGAACGAAUGGAGGAGGCCGGCUGGAUCGACUGCUUCAAGCCUCGAAACAAGACGCUCUACCGAACCCUGCUCGGCAUGACGCUGCAGGCCGGCCAGCAGUUCACCGGUGCCAACUACUUCUUCUACUUUGGCACUGCCAUCUUCACCUCGGUCGGCCUGAGCGACUCGUUCGUCACUCAGAUCAUCCUCGGCGCCGUCAACUUUGCCUGCACUUUCCUCGGUCUCUACAUCCUCGAGCGCUUCGGUCGACGCUGGCCUCUGAUCUACGGUGCUGCUUGGCAGUCGUUCUGGCUCUUCGUCUUUGCCAUCGCCGGUGUCGUCGGUGGUCCCCAGCCCGACCAGAUCUCCAAGGGCGUCGGCAACCUGCUCAUCGUCUCUGCGUGCCUCUUCAUUCUCGGAUACGCCUCCACCUGGGCUCCCGGUAUCUGGGUCUGGAUCGGCGAGAGCUUCAGCUACCGCACCCGUGCCAAGCAGGCGUCGCUCGCCACCCUUGCCAACUGGGUCUCGAACUUCCUCAUCUCGUACUUUAGCUCGCCCAUCGCCACCGAGAUCAACUUUGCCUACGGCUUUGUCUUCGCCGGAUGCAACUUGGCCAACACGCUCGUCGCCUACUUCUUUGUCUACGAAUCCGCCGACCUCACUCUCGAGGACGUCGAUGCCAUGUACAACGACCCCAACUGCAAGGCGUGGCACUCGACAAAGUGGGUGCCUGCCGGCUACACGUCGCGCGACCAGAUCAAGGAGAAGGACAGCGGCCAGGCAAGCGAGGUGGGCGAGUGGAGCAACUCGCCCUCGGCGCUCCCCGGCGAGCAGGAGAAGAACAAGGCCAACCCUCUUCAGAACGUCCGAAACAGUGUACCCUUUAACGAUCCGGUGAUUGAGAUGACGAGGGAGUUGAAGAACGUCGAGCUUUUUGGCCGGGGAGGAAAUCUCGGAAUUCGGAGCGACAAACGGGCUGAGAAGCGACUGGCCAAAUUUGCCUUCGAUGCUGCUUCAUUUCUCCACCUCGUACGCUCAUCCGCCCUUUUACUCGACCUCGUCAACAUCAUGUCGCUCUUUGGACUUGGAGGCGGCUCUUCGCCUGCCGCAAACAACGCAGCUGUCAGCUCGGCUCAGAUCGAGGCUGCUACCGCCGAACUCGAGAUGGUCACCGACGUCUUCAACCGCCUCGUCUCGUCGUGCCACGCCAAGUGCAUCUCCACAAGAUACGCCGAGCCCGACCUCAACAAGGGCGAAAGCAUCUGCAUCGACCGCUGCGUCAGCAAGUUCUUCGCUGUCAACGGAAAGGUCAAUGAGCUCAUGCAGUCCAUGGGCCAAGCCGCGCAGGGCGGUGCUCCCAGCGGUGGAGGAUCCUUCUUUGGAUGA
Moesziomyces aphidis is the source of this 2136-nucleotide messenger RNA. Lineage: Eukaryota; Fungi; Basidiomycota; Ustilaginomycetes; Ustilaginales; Ustilaginaceae. The record is from the annotation of a GenBank genome assembly.